Messenger RNA from Talaromyces atroroseus, 1347 nucleotides. Its product is annotated as Cystathionine gamma-lyase. The transcript has 3 exons. Gene Ontology annotation, molecular function: cystathionine gamma-lyase activity; pyridoxal phosphate binding. Bases 1 to 1347 code for a protein of 448 amino acids. The record is from RefSeq and is a predicted model, not a curated record. Lineage: Eukaryota; Fungi; Ascomycota; Eurotiomycetes; Eurotiales; Trichocomaceae. Gene Ontology annotation, cellular component: cytoplasm. Gene Ontology annotation, biological process: transsulfuration.
AUGACCCUUUCGCUGGAAAACCCUCAAUUAAAGCCCCUGGUGCAUGCUGAUGUUGUCGAGACACCUCCACGGCCUGCGUCGCCAGAGCAUGGCUUUGCCACGAGAGCCGUUCACGCCGGAGCCCAUCUCGAUCCUCACACGGGCGCCGUGAUUGCGCCGGUACAAUGGAAGACACUGACGCUGUAUGCUCGUGCCAGAUCUCGCUAUCCACGACCUUUGCGCAGACAAGUGUGGGAAAGCCAGUGGGUGUGUAUGAGUAUACACGCAGCGCAAAUCCCAACAGGCAAGUUCCCUCGUCCGUCUCCCAGUCUAAUCUUUCCACUAACACGUUUCGGUAGAGACCACUUCGAAGAAGCCAUCGCUGCUCUCGAGCAUGCCCGAUUCGCACUGGCCUUCUCUUCCGGCUCCGCCGCCACGGCCAACAUCCUGCAAUCCCUCGCAGCGGGAUCGCACGUAAUCUCCGUGUCUGAUGUGUACGGCGGCACGCACCGCUACUUCACCAAGGUGGCGGCCGCGCACGGCGUGAACGUCACGUUUACGCCGACCCUCGAAAUCAACAACGAGGCGCUUUUCCGGCCAGACACAAAGCUGAUCUGGAUCGAGAGUCCGACAAAUCCUACCCUGAGUCUGGUCGAUAUUCGCGAAGUCGCGACUAUCGCGCACCGACAUGGCAUUAUGGUGGUGGUUGAUAAUACGUUUAUGAGCCCGUAUAUCCAGAAUCCGUUGGAUCAUGGGGCGGAUUUGGUGGUGCAUUCGGUGACGAAGUAUAUCAAUGGGCAUUCGGAUGUUCUCAUGGGCGUCGCAGCAUUCAACUCCACCGAGCUCAAAGACCGUCUCACCUUCCUGCAAAACGCCAUUGGCGCCGUCCCAUCCGCAUUCGACUGCUGGCUCGCCCACCGUGGCCUCAAAACACUGCACCUCCGCGCGCGCGAGGCCACCAGGAACGCAACCGCGGUGGCGAGCGUGCUGGAGGCGUCGCCAUUCGUCAAAUCCGUCAACUACCCGGGCGCCGACUCGCAUCCGCAACGCGCCAUCGCGCUGAAACAGCAUCGCGACGGCAUGGGCGGCGGGAUGCUCAGUUUCCGCAUCCAGGGCGGCCACGACGCGGCGGAACGUUUCUGCCAGAAUGUGCGCGUCUUUGUGCUUGCGGAGAGUCUGGGCGGGAUUGAGAGUUUGUGUGAGGUGCCGUCUAGCAUGACGCAUGCUGGUAUUCCCAAGGAGCAGCGUGAGGCGGCCGGCGUGUUUGAUGAUUUGGUGCGUUUGAGUUGUGGAAUUGAGGAUGCGGAGGAUCUCAAGGCGGAUAUUCUGCAGGCGUUGGCCAAGUCGGUGGCUCCGGCGAGUAAUUAA